Messenger RNA from Cydia amplana, 606 nucleotides. It is a transcript of the gene PGRP-S2, whose product is annotated as peptidoglycan recognition protein-like. Gene Ontology annotation, biological process: peptidoglycan catabolic process; innate immune response. The record is from RefSeq and is a predicted model, not a curated record. Gene Ontology annotation, molecular function: N-acetylmuramoyl-L-alanine amidase activity; peptidoglycan binding; zinc ion binding. NCBI's taxonomy places the organism in Eukaryota, Metazoa, Arthropoda, Insecta, Lepidoptera, Tortricidae. Bases 1 to 591 code for a protein of 196 amino acids. The transcript has 4 exons.
AUGGUCCUUUCUACAAUUCUAGACCCCCUUGUACAGUUUCGUGUCACCACUUGUAAAUCAGCCUUUACCAUUAUCUACUUUUCUCUAGUGUGCGGUGUUGUGUCAAUGACCUCGUGGGCGGGCCAGGCUAGCCUGCGCACGGAACCACUGCACAACCCCGUAGACCUGGUGAUCAUUCAACACAGCGUUUACGGCGCAUGCACCACCGACGAGGACUGUGAGAAAGCUGUGAGGGGAACCCGCGAAUACCAUAUCAACACGAAGGGGUUUACUGACAUAGGAACAUCGUUCCUUGUCGGCGGCAACGGCAAGGUGUACGAGGGCGCAGGCUGGUCGCUGGUCGGCGCGCACACCAGACAAUAUAACAACCGUUCUAUUGGAAUAUCCUUCCUUGGCGAUUUCAGGAAGACCUUGCCGACUUCAGAAGCUCUCCAAGCAACAAAGGACCUUAUCUCCUGUGGCGUAUCGCACAAUUUUCUGGCUCAAAAUUACCGUCUUAUAGGUCAUAAGCAAGUCGUAAAAACUGAGAGCCCGGGCACGGAGCUACAGAAAGAUAUAGAGAUUUGGUCCCACUGGGCAGAAGAUGUAUAGUAAAGAAACAAAAAC